AUGGCCAAAACAAGAGGAGCCAAGACCCCAUCUCCAUUAACUCGAAACAGUACACUGAGAGUCUUACCUGUACAAGACUCCAUGACUGAGCCUCCACAGCCACUCGCCAUCCCACCUUCCGAAGAUGGAGCGUCGUCUAGUCCUCCUCAGCGAAGGUAUCAGACCAGGAGACCACCCACUACACCAAGGGCAAGCUCCUCACGUCCCAAGAAGUCAGCUAGUCGCCCUUCUACGAAGAAAGCCAGAGUCUCAGCUCCAGUAAAGCCAUCAGAGCCUCCAUCAGAGCCUCAGUCGCCUACUACAGAGUCUCAGAUUCCUUAUGGGAUGACUCCGGAGGUGGUUAUCAGGCGACCUAUGGUUACUCAGCCACCCAUAGAGGGCAAUUUGGAUUGUCGGGUUAGGUCAUUCCACUCUGAGCUAUGUCUUGACAGAGAGACUUUUAGACACUAG
Molecule: messenger RNA, 450 nt
Organism: Vitis riparia (riverbank grape)
Lineage: Eukaryota; Viridiplantae; Streptophyta; Magnoliopsida; Vitales; Vitaceae
Product: gibberellin-regulated protein 14-like
Exons: 1
Coding region: 1-450 (149 amino acids)
Source: RefSeq, a predicted model, not a curated record